CGAGCUAUUACCGUCAACUUUACAGUACCCAGACUGCCAAACCAGUUCCUCUAUAUAUACUGUUAGUUCAUAAUUACAGUUACCAUAGAGAGACAAAAGCAAGAAAACUGAAGAAUGAAGAGGUGUAAGAUUUUCUCUUAUUAUUAUUAUUAUUAUUACUUUCUUCUGUUUUCAAAUUUCCAAAAGUCUUUUCUCAGAAAAUGUAUACGCAUUCUUCCAGGAAUUUCAAGAACAAAGGAAAAGCAGUGGAAUAUGAAUCCGAUAAAACCGAAGAAGAAGAAGAAGAAGACGGGUUGAGUCAGAUUGCAGAGGCGCCGGUGACUUGCAUGACAAUCCAGAAACGACAAACCUACAAAAGACGCGAAGAGUUUUCCGGCGAGCAAUGGAGGAAUGAGCAGAUGAGCAGAGCAGAGAGGCUGGAGAAGCAACUGAAGACGAGAUGGGCGGUUGAAGAACUGAUUGAAGAGCAACUGAACCGCUUCCACGCGCAAUACAAUCAGGCCAUGAUCCCAACCAGGCUCAAGGACAUCGCGCACCUCUUCACGCCGAAAUGGGCGCCGCCGCAGGAACUAGCGUCGGCGCUGUCAUGGUACGGCGAUUGGCGGCCGUCCACUAUCCCGGGCCUCCUCCACUCCCUCAUCAAUUCCUCGUCUUCGUUUUCCGCCGACUCCGACAGGGCCAAAACUGUUAUGUCGCAGCUGAUCAACGAGCUGCGCGUGGAGGAGGCCGUGAUCGACGAGGAAAUGGCAGAGAUCCAAGCAAACUGCAUCUUCCAUCUCCCUUUCGGGAUAACAAAGAAGAAGAAGAAGAAGAAGAAGAAGAAGAAGAAGAAGAAGAAAGAUGGAGAAGAAGCAUUAGCCUGUGUUUACACCGAGUUUCGGAAGGUUCAUCAGGUACUGACUAAGGCACAAAAUCUGAGGUUGAAAGCCAUGGACAUGGCGGUCAAGAAGGUGCUAAGCCCAACAGAUGCUGCAGAAUUCUUAGUUGCGUUUGCCAAGAUUCAAGAUUUGAUCCACCAACACGCUAUCAACAUGAAGCUGACAAAUGGCCCAGUUUCUCUACCCACCAAGUAACAGAUUGAUCAGAUAACCUCAGAAUCAAACAUUAUUUCAGAAAAUUUUGUACAGACUUGAGAUGUAUAUAAUGUCUACUGUUGUUUUGUUUUAGAGCUUUGUUGAACACAGACUUGAGAGUGUUAGAACAGAUGAAAAGAAACUCCCUUUCCACUUCUUAGCUUGUUGAUGCAUGCUAAAGGG
Molecule: messenger RNA, 1256 nt
Organism: Ipomoea nil (Japanese morning glory)
Lineage: Eukaryota; Viridiplantae; Streptophyta; Magnoliopsida; Solanales; Convolvulaceae
Exons: 3
Coding region: 201-1073 (290 amino acids)
Biological process (GO): DNA-templated transcription
Molecular function (GO): sequence-specific DNA binding
Source: RefSeq, a predicted model, not a curated record